UAAGGGGAAAUUAUACAUUUACACUUUGUUGAGUACCCCUUUUCAAAUUUACACUCAGGAGGAGGACAUUUUCACAAAUACCUAAUUGUUUAGUAGCCGAAAGACAAUAAUAACCCUCGCAAUUUUAACCUUUUCUCUCGAAUCUCUCUAGCUCGCCAUCGAAGGCGACGAGAUUACAGAGCUACGACGGCGAUUCUAGCAACGGCGACGACAAAAGGUCUUCUCUCUCACUAGUCACGCCGUCUCUCUGGAAAGAGCAUCCGGUGACGACGAAUAACAAUCAGACUAUACGAUUCAAAAUUUCAUCUCAAAAAAUGUCGUCUACUCCUCACGAUUCUCCUCUACACGAUUCUCCUAUACACGAUUCUCCUCUUCACGAUUCUCCUAUUCAUGAUUCUUAUCUUCACGAUUCUCUACAAUUGGAUAGCAACGAGUUUUGCACAACCUUGAAAUUGCCUGGGAGGGUUUAUGAAGCUGUAGAAACACCAGAUAAUCCCAAAGCGAUAAUCCAUCACUCAAAGAUUGAUUAUAUCGAGAAGGUGGAAGAUAUAUUAGGAAAAGAAGAGUUUUCUUUCAUAGAGAACUCUCACAUUGGGAGCAUUUUGAAGUUGGUUAAAAGGAAUAGGGUUCAAUUUUCAGAAGAGUUGUUCCAUUUUCUAAUGCAGCGAAGAGUAUUGACGCAAGGAGAGGAUCUCUGGUUUACUUUCUCGGACCAGCCUAUGAGGUUUUCACUAAGGGAAUUUCAUCUGACAACAGGCUUACGUUGUGAGGAAGAUCAGACAAUAACAGAGCCGCUGUUCAAAAUAAUGAAGAAGCCAUACAUUUGGAUGCUGGGCAAGAUUGAUAAGUUUACGGUGAGAACGUUAUAUGAAAUGUUUAAAAAGAAAGCACGAAGCAUGCCAACACUAGAAAGAUUAUCCCUUGGAACAGCAAUACUCACAGAAGCGGUAAUUAUGGCAGAAAAUCCGAGUUCUAAAAUCCCGAGAGACAGGUUGCAGCGUUAUAUGAACUAUCGCUCACACAAGAUUGCUUGGGGUAAAACUGCUUAUAGAAUCUUGAUGAGAAGUGUAAAAAGUUUGAGUGCAAGUUCCUGGACAGGAGAUAGUUAUGAAGUGAGUGGUUUUGCGCUAGCCAUAAAUCUGUGGGCAAUGUCAUCAGUGAAUGUGCUUGGUAAAUCUUUGGGAAAGCCAUGCGAGACAUCCUCUUCUUCUGAUCCGUUGUGUCUACAUUGGGACUCAACAAGAACUCCGACAAUAGCUGAAGUGUUAGAGCUGGAGAAGAUAAACAAUGUUGAGGUUAGCACAGUGAUUGGAUUGGCUGAGGAAUACAAACAUUUGGUGGGGGCAACACAUAGUGACGAUGCUGACUUUCACAGUGUUGUGAAACUAGUUCAACAAGGAUACAAAAUGAGGAGAAGCGAUUGGGAGAAAGGUUUUGUGGAUAUGUUUGUUGCAACAGAAGAUAUAGGUCAACAACGCAAGACAAAAGACGAAGAUGCAGAGCAUGGUGAAGAUCUGAACCAUAAUGAAGAUGAAGAGGAAAAGAAAGAUGAAGAGGAAAAGACAGAUGAAGAGGAAAAUAAAGAUGAAGAGUAUCAAAAGGAUAAGGAGCAAAGAAAAGAUAAAAAUCAUUCCAUGUCUAACAGCGAGAAACUUGAUAAGCUAAUCCAAAUGGUUCGUGAUUUGGAUAAGCGAGUAGUAAUGAUCCAGAAUGUUUUAGGAGUUAAGUUUAACGACAGUUCACCAAACAAAGAAGAUUGUGAAAAUGGAGCUAGUUCUGGUGAUAGAAGAAGUGCACAAGAUUAUGAAAAUGAAGAAGAUACAAUUAAUGAAGAAGCAAACUCUGAUGAUAAAAAAAAUGCACCAGAUGAUGAAAAUGAAGAAGAUACAAUUGCUGAAGCAGCAAACUCUGAAGAUACAAUUGCUGAAGAAGCAAACUCUGGCGAUGGAAGAAGUGCACUGGAUGAUGAAAAUGAAAAAGAGAUAUGUGAUGAAGAAGCAAAAUCUGGUACAGAGCAUCAAAGGGAAGAAGAGAAUAUUCUUGGGGAAAUUGAGACUACACAAAAAAUCACUCAAGACGAAGACACAGAAAAACUUGAAUCAGAAAGUUGCUUGAAACAAACGUCGCAGGUUACGUCGCCUACUCCAACAUUCAAUACUCCAAACUUUGAUACAAGGGUUUCAUCGCCUAAUCCAACAUUUACGUCUCCUAAGUUUGAUCUCCUUUCCCAAGAAAGUCAUAGUGGAAAGGGUACAAAUGAGGUUCUUAUGAGAGAUGUUUAUGAGAUUCCUGUUUUCCAACCUCUAAUGAAAAUAAAAAAGAGAUUGGUACAACAACACAGCCAGGUAAACGAAGAUGUUGAGCCUCCACUUCAAAAGAAGUUUAAAGCUGAUACAGAUAAUGUUCCGCUAAGAAGAAGUGAAAGAGGUCAAAUACCAUCCAUUCAUACACAACCACCGUUUACAGGAGCAAGGAAGAAACAUCCGAUUCUUCAUCCCUUUGAGCCAGUUGAUAAAACAAGAAAAGAAAAAAUGAGAGAAUGGAAAAUGUCAAACAAAAGAAAGAAGCUGAGAAUCAAUCAAGAGAUAGUAAACGCAAAGUGGUUUUCGGAUAUUGAAACUCCGGGAAAAAAACUUUCAAAAACGCAUAUUGAAGCAGGUUUUGAGUUGCUGAAACUGAGACAGAUAAACAAUCCAGAUUUGUUUCUGAACAAAACUGCCUUAGUUGUUGGAGUGAAGUUUCUUGAAGAAAUAGAUGAGUUUUAUGAUGAGUUUUUAGAUGACAAGAAAGGUUUCCAAUUUGGAGCAGGCUUUGACAAGUACAACAUAGAGAAGAAUAUCAACUUCCUCUAUUCGGCCAUUGCAGUAGCAGAGAAGUAUUGGCUUGGAGUUGUAAUCAACUUGGAGAAGAGAAAUAUCACAGCAUUCAAUUGUGCAGCAAUGAAGUUCACAGAUGCGAGUUUGGUCCCUUACGUUAAUGCAUAUGCGAUGGCUCUCCCAUUCAUGAUUCGCUACUUCUUCAAAGAUGUCAGCAUGGAUACAAGCAAGUUCUCGAUAAAAAUUGUAUCUGAAGGUUCUUAAAAUAGAAGACAGUGGAGUUUAUGCAUUGAAGCUGAUAGAGUGCCAUGCAAUGCGUAUAGUGGAUUUGACAAAGCUGAGUGAAGAAAAAAUUGCAAUCAUCCGAGAAAAGUUGGCGGUUGAUAUCUUCUCGGAAUUACAAUGAAUACUAAUGUGGGAAUGAACAAAAACUUUAUAGCUUGCUUAUAGUUAUGUGUGAACAACUAUCUGUUUUAUGCGUGUUUGGUAAACUUUGUUUGUAGAAUUCUGAGUAUUAUGAGUUUAUGACUUGGAUUUAUGGUUUUCCUU
Molecule: messenger RNA, 3365 nt
Organism: Brassica rapa (field mustard)
Lineage: Eukaryota; Viridiplantae; Streptophyta; Magnoliopsida; Brassicales; Brassicaceae
Biological process (GO): proteolysis
Molecular function (GO): cysteine-type peptidase activity
Source: RefSeq, a predicted model, not a curated record